ACAUGGGGUAUAUUUCUGGCACGCACACGCCAAUCUCCCAUAGGAGGGAAUGUGAGGAGCUCUUGGAGUGGAAAGAAGGGUGAGGCAGGGCACUCCUCAGCAGCAGACCCUCCCUGGAAAAGCUUGUCAGCAAUGUGUGGGCUUUGGAGUGAAGGGGAGGGGGUGGGGAAUGACUGGGACCCUGUGUGUCCUCUGAUCUAGGGGCAGGAGGAGGCACAGGAAAAAGCUCACUAGUUGCCUGUCAAAGCAGAGGGACAGAGGAGGGGUGAGCGAGGGCUCAGUGCAGUCCCUUCAGCUAAGCCCAGCAGCUCACAUCAACAAAGACUUGUGGCAGACAGCAGUCCUCAUAGGGAAGCAAUUAGGAAAGGUGAAAUGUUCACAUGAAGGACUUGGAGGAGGAUCUGUGGCCAGUCCCAGUCAUCAGAUCAGGAGUCCCAAUAGUGGAGUCCAUUCACACAGUGACAGUGCUGGGAAUAGUACACUGAGCACAGGAGCAUGGAGAGGAUAAAAGUUCUAGACCAGCUGUUGCCAGAGUUGAGUGUGUUACUAAAGCUUCUGGAUCAUGAAUUCCUUAGUGCCACCACCAGAGAAAAACAAAGUGCGGUAUGCAGCAUCCUGCGACAGCUACAGCCUUCUCCAGGAGAUGACCUGGAUUUCCAGUAUAUGAACACUGCUGCCUAUCACAAUGGCACAAGCUUUGUGGAGUCUCUCUUUGAGGAGUUUGAUUGUGACCUGCAGGAAUUACAAGAAAUGCAGGAUGAAUACAAAGACACAGAGAGCCAAUCUUCUCCACCUCCACCACCACCAUGUGCCCCUCCACCACCAUUGCCACCAUGUGUCCCUCCACCACCAUUGCCUACCACUCCCCCACCAGAGGAUUACUAUGAGGAGGCUGUGCCACUUGGGCCAGGAAAGUCCACUGAGUAUAUAACAUCUCGCAACAGUUCCAGCCCUCCCAAUUCCAUAGAAGAUGGAUAUUAUGAAGAAGCGGAUAAUAAUUACCCUCUUACCCAAAUUAAUGGAGAGCAGAAACAUUCAUAUAAUGAGUCUGAUGGUCUGAGCAGCUCUUAUGAGUCGUAUGAUGACGAAGAUGAAGAGGGUAAAGCUCAGCGUCAGAUGCACCAAUGGCCUUCCCAAGAGUCGUCUCUGCACCUGGUCCGGGAUAGCAGAAUCUGCGCAUUUCUCCUGCGCAAGAAGCGCUUUGGCCAGUGGGCAAAACAGCUGACACUAAUCAGAGACAACAAACUACUGUGUUAUAAGAGCUCUAAGGACCAGAAUCCUCACUUGGAAAUGCCUCUGCCUCUGUGUAAUGUCACCUACGUCCCAAAAGAUGGCCGACGUAAGAAGCACGAGCUACGUUUCUGUCUUCCAAACUCAGAGAUACUUGUGUUGGCGUGUCAAAGUCGGGAACAGGCUGAAGAAUGGAUGAGGGUGAUCAAGGAGGCCAGUAGCCCAACUUCAAUACACUUAACUGCUUCCCCAGCACUGAGACAUAAACUGGAUCUGGACAAGAGGUUGUCCCAUGACAAGACAUCUGACUCUGACAGUGCAGUGAAUGGUGAAAAUAGUUCCCCCAGUAGUGGGAAAGAGAACCGUGACAAUGUGAAGUGUCGGAAAAGUGGCUUGGCUGAGUUGAAAGGUUCCAUGAGUCGGGCUGCGGGGAAGAAAAUUACAAGGAUAAUUAGUUUUUCUAAAAAGAAGCAGUCUGCAGAAGAACAGCACACCUCAUCCACAGAUGAAGAUGUCCCUUGUUGUGGUUUCUUGAAUGUGCUUGUGAACCAGUGCUGGAAGGAACGUUGGUGCCGUUUAAAGGGCUACACAUUGUACUUUCACAAGGACCGCAAUGAUCUAAGAACUCAUGUUAACUCUAUUGCGCUGCGAGGCUGUGAGGUCUCACCAGGGUUUGGACCAAAGCACCCAUUUGCUUUCCGAAUCUUACGUCAAAGCCAAGAAGUCUGUGUUUUAGAGGCUAGCUCCUCUGAAGAAAUGGGCCGGUGGCUGGGGUUACUGUUGGCUCAGACUGGUUCAAAAACCAAACCUGAUGCUCUGCACUAUGACUAUGUUGAUGUUGAAACAAUAGCCAACAUCGUCACUGCUGUGCGUCACUCCUUCCUGUGGGCAAAAUCUUCACAUAGCAGUAGUAGUGAUUCCCGAAUCUACGAUGAUGUGACCUAUGAAAAGGUGGAAGAUCCUAAGCGCACGCAAGGUGGAACGCAAGUAAAGCGCCAUGCCUCAUCCUGUAGUGAAAAGUCCCGGAGAGUGGAUCCUGAAGUUAAAGUCAAGCGUCAUGCUUCAAAUGCCAACCAAUAUAAGUAUGGCAAAAACAGAGCUGAGGAAGAUGCACGGCAAUUUAUUAUUGAAAAAGAGCGCCUGGAAAAGGAAAAGGAGGCCAUCCGGAACAAGCUGAUAGCUUUUAGGAAAGAAAGGAGAGAACUGAAAGAGCAACUGAAGAAUAGUACAGGGAAGAAGCAAGAAGAACUGGAGGCAAAGCUGGCCUCACUAGAGGAACAGUGCAAGAACAAUGAGAAGAGCCGUGUAGACCUGGAGCUUCAACUUAUAGAGGUGAAAGAAAAUCUGAAGAAAUCUCUUGCUGGAGGCCCCUCUCUUGGACUGGCAGUGACUGGAAAACCUGAAAAUCCUACCCCCAAGACCCAGCAAGAAAGUGAACGUCCUCUACCUGUCAACAGUGCAGCAGAACUGAGACGCAGAACGCCUCCCGUAGCAACAAGCAAUAAAGGGAAGGUGUUACAAAAAGCCAAGGAAUGGGAAAUGAAGAAGCAGUAAACCAUCAUUUUAUCCAGUGAAACAAAAUGGAAAAACUAAAAAAUGCUUCACAUUGUGAAAGUGUUUGUGAUGGGGCAGCUGGUAAAUACAGAACGGAGAAAGUUUGUCCAAGCUGUGCCCAGACUAAGCACAAGCACUAUGAGUACAAAAACUGAACCAGACUAAACAGACAGAAGAUGGAUAUGUGUGUCCUAGACGCUAUUAAAGAUGUAUACAAUCAUUUCCAGUACUAGAAGAUGUCUGAUAAAACUGAACGUAGACUUUUGUAAACCGUUAAGAUUGAAGUGGAAUAUUUGGACAGUUUACACAACAAGAGACCACUUCAUACUUUAGAAUGUGUGAUGUUCUUUACUCCGGAUGGUAAAUGCAAGUUAAUGACCGUUAAUUACUGCCGAAACUCAAAAAGAAGACUGAUGACUAAUACGAAAAAACUGAACUAACAGGUUGCAGUUCUGAGAUGUAAUCUGCUCACCUAAAAGACUAAAGUGUGUCAUUAAAACUAGACCCCUGUUUAGUUAAAGCCCCUAUGCAAAGUCAUUGUUGUACUGCUUCCACUUGUAUCAACAAGCUGUGCACUACCAUUUAAGGUCUGAUGUGGCUUCAAUACUAUAACAAUGCAGUCAUGGAGCUUAAAGGCUGCUGAAAGGUCCUGGAAGGAGGACAUAUCUUACUUACUGACCACCCACUGAUUAAAACUGAACAUUUAUGGGGGUUUUAGUUUAGUAUCUCUACAGUUCUGUAAUUGUAUACCUAAGCAGGGUUGUGCAAUAAGUAAAUGCAGCAUGCAAUGGGUGGAGUAACUCAUACGUAAUUAGAGUUUAGUUUAACAUAAUAAGAUUGUUCUAAAACUAAUUUGCUGACUGGAUUAUGCAGUUUACUUUAGUUGCACAACCUUCUUAAAGGUAAUCUCUAUGGAGAAAAAUAAAGGAGAUAUAAUGAC
Rana temporaria (common frog) is the source of this 3724-nucleotide messenger RNA. It is a transcript of the gene AFAP1L1, whose product is annotated as actin filament associated protein 1 like 1. The transcript is spliced from 18 exons. The record is from RefSeq and is a predicted model, not a curated record. Gene Ontology annotation, molecular function: SH3 domain binding. Lineage: Eukaryota; Metazoa; Chordata; Amphibia; Anura; Ranidae. Gene Ontology annotation, cellular component: cytosol. Bases 496 to 2784 code for a protein of 762 amino acids.